CUUUAAAAAGACUUGCUAGAUUUUUUAGCCCUUCCCUGCAAUCAAUCAAUCAAGACUUCACUAGUUUGACGCUUGCCUACCCUGCUAAUGUUAAGCAAGUUAUCUUAUUGAAAGACUAGCUAGUUUUGUUGAUCCCCCUUCACCCAUUAUGGCUGAGCAUAAGUUUUAGCUACUGUAGUAUUUAUAUUGUGUGAAAACGUAGUAAGAGGCUAGUUACAUAAGUCAGUGAUUAAUUGAAUACAUUAACAUAUGUGUCUCAAAGUGUGAUGUUUUUGUGUCCACAUGAAACCACACAGAGACUGCACUUCAGGGAGGUCGUCUUUGUCUUGAGUGUGACGGAUGUGGUGAGGUGUCGAAAGAGGAAACUCAGCUUGUUCUGCUGCAACCAUCUGAUACUGGAGAAGAAUGCAGGCAGCCGGACCACUGAAGGUAUGUUAGGAAACUCCAGUCUGCUGGCUGCAGUCCUGACGAUCGUGUCAGUGGUGGCACUGAUUCUGUUGGUUCUUUUCUGUCUGCGAUGCAAAAGGAAAUCCAAGAUCAUUCACGAGGAGCAUCAGAUAUACAACCCGCAGACGUUCCAACGCGAGGGAAGUAUGUUUGCUGUGACACGAUCAAAAGCAGUGACCAGAGCCAACCAGAUAACGACAACCACAGUUGAAACUCGUAAUGAAUGGAAUGAAUGUUCAGAAGCUGCAUCUGACAACCAGUCAGGCUAUGGAAACAUCAGAGACUCUCACACAGGAAGUCUGGAACACACAUAUGUAGACCCACUCCCAAUGUCACUGUAUGAAAAUGAUGAACAGAAUAAAAACAGGAUAUCUGAUCAUGAUCCCGGUGUCUAUGCAAACAUCUCACCAGAUGAUGAGGACGACUACGAGAACUCUGAGUUCCUGAAGCAGCAAGAGGAUGAGGAGCCUGAUUAUGUCAAUGAAAACGGGGAGUGCUGAUGACGACACAGCUUACAGACAACAACAACCUGCUCUCUACUACUUUUUUUUUUUUUCAAACUAACUGUUUAAGUGUGUUUUUUUAUUUCCGCUGUGUCUGAUGUGUAACUGUGGGAAUAAAACGCUUAUGGAGCCUGAUUGUGUUGGAACCCGAAGCUGCCACCUAGUGGUGAAAAAUCCAUUUAAUAUAUGAUGAAUGCAUCAGGACGGGACAUUUGCUGUUGCAUAAUGGCAAAUAUUCAAGCAUACAAAUGAAAUAAAGAACAUCUUAUAGAGUCAAAAGGUAAAGUAUUAAAGAAUUGGUGAGCUUUAAAUUUUAAGGAGGAAGAUAACAGAAUGAGUUCCUCCACAUUAUUACUGAGAUUAUCACAGAUCAGAUUAGACAGUGAGGCUGUUACUGACCUGUGCCAACUUUUUACUGGAAUUGUGGAAGAAAUAUACCAAACUGUACCAAUAACAUGAUGUAAAAUACACUCUGCCACAAAUAUAAUAUAUAUACUGUGUGUAUACUUACUAUAUCUACAUGUUAAUGUUUUGGAUUUGAAAUACUACUUUAAGCGACUAUAGAUAUUUUAAUAUUAAAGUUGUUAUUACAGUCUGUGUGAAAAAUGACAGUAAAAAUACAGAAAAACAGAAUAAAAAAAACUGGAAUAAAAAAGGUAGAGGAAAAACCACUGUAUUGUGCGUUGCGGUUUGAUUCAGACAAGAAGAAUCAGUCAGAGAAAAGACCUUCCACAGAGACGAUUUUAUUAUCCUGAACAGAUCAGUCUGAAGCCGCUCAGAAACCAACAACCAGAGAAGACAGGUGACCAGAGCCGAUGAUGAUAGUUAGUGUGGACAGACAGAAAAUAUAACGUCUAGGUACACACGCACACAUCACGUGAACUGUUUCAAUAUAUAUAUAUAUAUACUGUAUGAGGGUGGUGCGGUGACUUUACCAGGGUGGCUACGCAAAAGUGACAAUGCAACACACACAUUCACGCACACACAGGACUAUCUCAGCAGGAAAAUUCUUCGUCCGAGCAAAAACAAACAGCUUCUGCCUCAACGAGCCAUUUGAUCCAUUUCUGUCUUCAUUAGCCAUCACUUGACUUGUAUUCCCAGCAGUUUGACUUGAUGAGUUUCAUCAGCGUGUUAAAAGUAAGGCAGAAGAAGGCUCUUCUUGAUACAGACA
Acanthopagrus latus (yellowfin seabream) is the source of this 2121-nucleotide messenger RNA. RefSeq lists its product as uncharacterized. The transcript is spliced from 13 exons. NCBI's taxonomy places the organism in Eukaryota, Metazoa, Chordata, Actinopteri, Spariformes, Sparidae. Bases 267 to 947 code for a protein of 226 amino acids. The record is from RefSeq and is a predicted model, not a curated record.